GCGACAUGGUCAGCCAUGACUCCGUCGCAUGCGGCUCCUCGCUUGUCUCCACCGUCGCUACCUCAUUGUCAGCUCGCCACUCGUCAGCUCCCUCCGCUCCUUCCGCCUCCACACCUGCGCGCUUUCAUUGCCACUGACCACCACCCAUACUCCUGGUCCGAACCACCUACAUCGUCGUUGGCGAACCGUCCAUCCGUCCGAGCAUCUGUCUCCUUUCGCGGAGCUCGAGCAGGUUCGGUUCCGUCCGUCCCGCCCUCGGCGACGGGUUGCUCCGCGAGCGCCGGUGCUCCUUGGAGCAGGAGUGGCGGGAGAAUGGAUAACGGUCAUCAGCAAUCUGUUGCUUCCUCGCCAGCUGAUUCCGUUUCUGCGUUACGGUCUCCACUCUUGGCGAAGUCGAAGCAGCCGCAACAUCCACAAGCGUGUCAAUUGCUCGAGCGGCAUGCAGUGCAGCACCGGAAUAACCCCUGUCAGAACCAGGAACAGCAGCAGUACGGCGUGAAUUCCGAGGAGCAGGCCAGUCUGAAGGCCAAGCCUCACCAAGCAACCAGUUCUGGAAAGAACACAGAGAGCACGGAGAGCACGGAGAGCGCGGAUGUGAAGAAGCUAGGAGCGGCGGAAGAGAAGCUGGUGGUGGAGGAGGUGGAGAUUCUGGAGUUCUCCAAUGACGACAUUGCAGGCCCCAUCAACCAAAAGCCAUUGACUGUGCCUCAGGAUGCGUCCUUGGACCUGGUUCACGAGGAUUUACUGCCUCCCGCCGCUCUCUCCAUGGACCUGCAACCCGAGCAACCCCAAUCUCAUGCAUCCGCCAAGGGAGAGCUCCUGACAAUCGCCUCUCUAGAAUCCCUUCAAGAGGAGGCUGUCGGCAGCCCAGUGUCAGUCCUGCGGCGCCAAGGCACGUCGCCAGGCUCGGCAACUUCCGUCUGCAGCACGAAGCCUCUCGCAGCGGUCCAGUCGAGCAACAAUCUGCUCUCAGGCGAUACUCGCGACGACCUCCACUUGGGAGAAGCAGUGGGGUUGCCUGGGCGGGUGCUUCUGUACCCGGACUUUUACCAAGAGGACGGGGACGGAGAGGAUUUCAGCGGCGUAAUGGAGGAUGACGAGAUGUGGGCGUCGCUCGGCUCUCCCGAAGCUCCGCACGGCUGGCUUGCCGCUGCUUGCCUGGCCACCUGCUGGCCCAAGGCUCCCCGGUCUAAGAGGCGCCGGGUUUCCAUGGAGGUUUCUUGCGCUGAUGUGAAUGCAGUGUCUGCCUCCGUUGGUGCUGCUGCAAGCGAUGACAGCAAGGGCCAUGACGGGUCUGAGGUGUUCACUGUGGCUGAUUCUGCCAAUUCUGACGGCCUCCACGUGGCUGCGUCCGUGUCCGUGGUAUCUGGAUCAACCAUCUUUGCUUCUCCGUCUGCUUCUGCGUCCCUCUUCGCGUCCAGUAUCCCCAGAGCUCUCUCGUCUGACACCCUGUCAGCAGUCACUGCUCCGCAGUCGACUGCAUCUGCAGCAGCAGGAGCAACUUCCUGGGUCCAGCCGCGCACGGCGUUCCUGCAAGCCCUUCUAGAGGACGUGAGAAGGCCAAAGCGCAUUCGUGGCUCCACUGCUUUGGCUGGCUCUUUCCAGUUCGGAAUGAUGGAGGAGAGUCACGAUGGGGCAACCAGCGACUCCCCUGCUGCCCAUGCACGUGGGCUGGCUCGCACCCCUAAGAACAAGAGAGACGCUGCGACAGCGUUUGGUGGCACCACGGCUCUGGGCGUGCUUCUCUUGGUGCCUGGUUCGUCCAGCAGUGGGAGUCCUUACGCCUCGGAGUAUGCAGAGACGUGGAACUCACCCUCAGGUUCUGGCUCCCCUGGCUGGUCAGGGCCCAAGACCCUUUGCAAUGCGUGUGGCGUGCGGUUCAAGAAGGGGAAGCUGUGUCCUGAGUACCGGCCUGCCAACAGCCCGGAGUACGAGGAGAGCAAGCACUCGAACCAGCACCGCAAGAUACUGGCCAUGCGCAGCAACGUGACUGUUGCCACUAGCUGA
Molecule: messenger RNA, 2007 nt
Organism: Closterium sp. Naga37s-1
Lineage: Eukaryota; Viridiplantae; Streptophyta; Zygnematophyceae; Desmidiales; Closteriaceae
Source: the annotation of a GenBank genome assembly